UGGCUAUUGUUAAACCAUCGCACAAAAAGGCAACACAAGUGUGUUUUUCAUAGAGAACGAAAAGCAAUGACAAUCGCAAUAAUGUGAUGUCAUUCAUUGAAAGGAAAUCGUCUGCUAGGAAAUGUUUUGGUUGUAAUUUCAAGUCUCUUUUUCUUGGACUUACAGACUUUACUCAUGAGAUAUUCAUGACAGGCGUGAAUCAAACCGUCGAUCUAACGUGUUAGCUCCAGAAAAUUGAUUUGUUUCCACAGAAAAUGAGUUUAGUACGAAAAAACGGUGCAGAUUUGAUUCCAGGUCAAGAGAAUGUGGAGAAAGGCGAUGCAGAGAAAGAAAAUAAGUUUCCCGCAGUUACACCUGAAGAUGUCUUGAAGAUGAACCGAAUUUCUGAUGUGUACUUGUGCUCUCCUGAGGCAAAUAUUUUUGGCAUCGACUUCAUCAGAUUUCAAAUUCGGGAUUUGGAAACUGGCACAGUACUCUUCGAAAUUGCGAAGCCCCAGCCUGGAGAUAUUGUGGAGCCCGCCACAGAAGAAGAUGAACCAGAUCCUAAUGCAGGCAGAUUUAUUCGUUAUGAAUUCACUCCUAACUUUUUGAAGCUGAAAGCAGUUGGAUCCACAAUUGAAUUUCAAGUUGGUGCAUUGCCAGUAAAUAACUUCCGCAUGAUUGAGAGGCAUUUCUUCAGAGACAAGCUACUCAAGACUUUUGACUUUGAGUUUGGGUUCUGUAUUCCCUUCAGCACCAACACUUGUGAACACAUUUAUGAGUUUCCUCCUCUUGCACCGGAAUUGAUCCGAGACAUGAUCAACCAUCCAUUUGAAACUCGCUCAGAUUCGUUUUACUUUGUUGAUAACCAACUCAUUAUGCACAACAAGGCUGAUUAUGCGUACAAUGGGAAUAUAGUGUCAGCAUCAAUAGCUGAUGCUGAGGGGUGAUGGCAUUCCCACUACAGGAACAUUUUCCACAUUAUUUCUUCCACCUUAUUUGUGUGUUGACUUUCCAGCACUUACGCCAGAGCUGCUAUGAGCUUCUUAGACUCUAUUUAUUCUUUUAUCUAUUUUUAUUAAUAAUAUUUGCUUGAUAUGAUUCCAUGUUUAAUUUUCCAUGAACUCUGUGAUGAUCUUGUGUCAUGUUUCCUUCUUUCUGUUUUUUAAUUUUAAGUUUUUAAAUGGUAAUUUUUUGUGGCAUUAUGUGAUAGAUAGUAAUCUCAUGAUAUUUUUACUUUUUUUAAAAAGCUGUAAUGCUUGUUUUUAUAUGUGGUCCCUUGACUUAAUUCUUCACAUUUUUGUACUGAGUGUUGGGUAGUUGUUUCCUGUGUUGCAGUUUUUUUACAUUAGAUCUUCCUCUGUGAUUUUAUGUACCUAUGGGGACUCUCACGAGUAUGGAACCAUCUCCAAUGUUAAAUAUAAUGUCCCCUGCCUCCCCCACCCCUAAAAUAAAAGAUAAGGAAUGAUAAUCAUGCAGGAUAAACAAAAACAACAAAUAAGCAGGGUUGCUCAGCAAUAGCUCUGAAGUAGAGGUAUGUUGUAUUAAACUCCUGUAUACUAGUAGUCAUUGCUUCAUCCACUGCAAAGCUAUUGUGCAUCCAUGCCUAGUGUUUGCGUAGGUAGGUUUGCAGGCACUUUUGCAUUAUGACUGAUCAUGAUCAUUCUAUGUUCAUUUAUUCACAGAUCCUAAGCUAAGAUAAUUUAUUGAAAAUCUUGUGAUGUGUGAAGCACUUAGAAAUGCCAAUCAUGUGCCUUUUAUAAAGGAUUUGACCCUUCAGCGAGUCUCCCUUUAACUGUUGUUGUCAUCAGGUGUAAUUACAAUUGUUCUAUGAAAAAGGGACCAUUGUUCCACUGUCAACAGAUGAAAAUAUUGUAUGUAGUCUUUUCAACAAUGACUCACCUAUAGGUUGAAAUGUUGCUCCAAAGAAGUAAACCAAUUAUUCAAUUUGACUUAAACAGUUGUGCUUUAUAAAUUAUUAAUUGGACUUUAAUUUCAUUACUCCAAUGACAGGCUCUGCCUUAUUUGGGUGAUUACUUUCCUUUCUUGACAAACAUGUGUUGAGGAGGGAACCAAAUUACAAGUUACUUGUUUCCUGCUUUUAGCUUUUUCCUUGAAAGCACUUUAUAUCACUGUCUUAUGAGAACAUUGAAUGAAAGAAAUGCUACAUUAA
Messenger RNA from Thrips palmi, 2152 nucleotides. It is a transcript of the gene unc-119, whose product is annotated as protein unc-119 homolog. Bases 255 to 929 code for a protein of 224 amino acids. The record is from RefSeq and is a predicted model, not a curated record. The transcript is spliced from 6 exons. Gene Ontology annotation, cellular component: cilium. Gene Ontology annotation, molecular function: lipid binding. Gene Ontology annotation, biological process: cilium assembly; lipoprotein transport; nervous system development. Lineage: Eukaryota; Metazoa; Arthropoda; Insecta; Thysanoptera; Thripidae.